AUGGUUCCUGUUUAUUUAUUUUAUUUUGUCAUUCAUCCUGUAUAUAGUUAUUCUGUAAGCUACCCAGAAGAUGAAACGAACUCAACUUUAGAAAAUAGUAUUGCUCUAAGUGGAAAAAAAUUUACUGUUGAUGGACCUCUCAAUCCAACCCACCAACAAACACAGUUUGAAAGCAGAGGUGGAAUUUGCGAGCUAUAUCAUGGAAAAUUAUGUAGUGAAUACCUUGCCAACAAGACUGUUUAUAUACCCAAUCAUUCGAAACAAGUAGAUCUAGAAGAGAAACUGAAAUCUGCUUUUUCAGUUGUCACUCUCUCAAGCGAUCUUUCUAAAACAUGUCAAGCCUAUGCAGUUCCUUCUUUGUGCUAUGCAGCAUUUGCUGUCUGCAGAGAUGAGCCAACUGAACCACCUCGAUAUAUCUGUAGAAGAGACUGUGAAUUACUUGAAAAUGAUAUUUGUCGUAAAGAAUAUGCCAUAGCCAAACGUCAUCCUCUUAUUGGUAAAAAUCUUCCUAUGCCUUCUUGUUCUGAUUUGCCUCCUGACCUUCACAGUAGUGACUGUGUAUCACUUGGUGUACCUCAGCCGCAGCCUGUAGAUCCAGGAGACCAUUGUUACUGGGGUCGAGGAGAGGGAUACAGAGGAGCAGUGGGUGUUGGUGAAUCGGGUCAGCCAUGCGUUCCUUGGUCAGAACAAUUUCUUAUCGCAACAUCUGACCAUCAUGAGCUGCUCGGACAGCAUAACUACUGUAGAAAUCCUGGAUCUCGGCAUUCUCAGCCAUGGUGUUACACCCAUCAUGAUGCCCUCAUUCGUGAAGAGAUGUGCAAUAUUAAUAAGUGUGUUGAAACUUUAUGGAUAUAUCUCUCUUUUGGAGCUUGUGGAGCCUUGAUUCUCAUCAUUAUUGUUCUUUCAUACUGCUGUUGUACAUCUCGAAAACGUUCGCAGACUAGUGCAGGAGAAAAUGAUUCGAAUCUGAAGAAUGUGAAGAACUCACCUUGUCGUAAAGGUAAAGGUAGUGGACUCGAAAUGUCAGCUUUAAUUCCUGGAUCUGGUUCGUCAUCAGUGAAAAGUGAGGCACGUGUUAGAGAAUUUCAUCCUUCAAGUAUUCGUUUUAUUCAGGAACUUGGAGAAGGAGCCUUUGGUAAGGUUUAUAAAGGAGAGAUCUCAGGUGGAGUUGGGGAAGAACCCAUGCCUGUAGCUAUUAAAACUCUCAAGGAAAAUGCUACUGCUAAAACAGCUGCAGAUUUUAGAAGAGAGGUGGAAUUGAUGUGCGAACUACGUCAUGAAAACAUAGUCUGCCUCUUAGGGGUCUGCCUGAGCCGGGAGCCGCUCUGUAUGCUCUUUGAAUUCAUGCCACGUGGUGAUCUCCAUGAAUUUCUUAUCUCACACUCGCCUCAUUCUGGAGCUCCAUUGACUCAGCAUGAACUACUUUCCAUCGCUACUCAUAUCGCUGCUGGCAUGGAGUACUUAUGCAGCCACCAUUACGUGCAUCGAGAUUUGGCUGCUCGUAAUUGUCUUGUCUCAGAAAAUUUAACUGUAAAAAUAUCAGAUUUUGGUCUUUCAAGGGAUGUUUACUCAUCUGAUUAUUAUAGGGUUCAAAGUAAAUCCUUACUUCCAGUAAGAUGGAUGCCUCCUGAAUCUAUUCUUUAUGGAAAAUUUACCACAGAAUCAGAUGUGUGGAGUUAUGGAGUCGUGUUGUGGGAAAUUUACAGUUAUGGGUUACAGCCUUACUAUGGAUACAGCAAUCAGGAGGUGAUUGAAAUGAUCAGGUCCCGCCAGUUGCUCCCCUGCCCCGAGGACUGCCCGUCGUGCAUGUACUCAGUCAUGAUGGAGUGUUGGCACGAGGUUCCACUCAGGAGACCACACUUCCCAGAGAUCACCGCUCGCCUCAGAUCAUUCUCGACCAUGAGGCCCAUUUAUUCUCAGCCGAGUCCUCCGCACGUAUAG
This is a messenger RNA of Nezara viridula (southern green stink bug), 1941 nucleotides long. Lineage: Eukaryota; Metazoa; Arthropoda; Insecta; Hemiptera; Pentatomidae. The record is from the annotation of a GenBank genome assembly.